This is a messenger RNA of Pararge aegeria (speckled wood butterfly), 828 nucleotides long. RefSeq names its product keratin-associated protein 16-1-like. The record is from RefSeq and is a predicted model, not a curated record. The transcript has 3 exons. Lineage: Eukaryota; Metazoa; Arthropoda; Insecta; Lepidoptera; Nymphalidae. Bases 31 to 723 code for a protein of 230 amino acids.
AUUAAAAUAUACCCCAAAAUUUUCUUCAAAAUGUGUGCAUGUUGUUUCUGCCCUACAUGUCCCGCGAUUAUUCCUUGUGGAACGGGUUCAUGUCGAUAUACAUGUCCCGACCCAACCCCUUGCUGCCAACCAUGCUGUCCACCCCCUGUACCCUGCACACCCUGUCCAUCGUGCAAUUGUAGUCCAGUAUACAGGCCAUGCCCCGCUCCUAUUCUACCUGAUAUCGUCCCUCCAAUAGUGCCAGUGUUACCACCUUGUAGACCUCGACGACAACCACGUUGUGAACCUCCCCCGUGCCCUCCAAAACCAGUUUUUUGUCCACCAGUUUUACCUUGCUGUCCGCCUCCAGAACCUUGUGAUCCUCCGCCGGUCUUUCCUUGUCCGGAACCAACACCUUGCUAUCAACCAGUGCUGCCGUGCUGCAACCCUCAAUGCCCAACUCCAAUUAUUCCAAAACAACGGCCCAUCUGCCCAAGACCACCACCUCCUUCGUAUCCUUGCCUGCCAGUCUGCGGCAGUUGCUGUUCACACUGCGAAAUAGACCCAGUGACCCGACGAAGGCCUUUGAUUGUUCACAACAGCGUUUUCGAUACAAGACCGGCAGGUUUUCCUGCAGAAUGUUAUACGCGAAAAAAUCCUAAUGUUCGAUAUGCUGUAUCUAAUUAUGUCAAACAGGGUCCACAAUCUGGCUGCUGCUAUCACGUCAAUGUUCCUCUUCAGUAACAAAUUUAUAUUCGUAAAUGUACAACUAUAAUGUUAAAUUUUUAUACCAUUUUUAUUUAAUAUUUUUACAUAACAAAAUGUUUUUCAUUGAUAUUGAGUAAAUGU